AUGGAAAAGUCAAUCGAUGAAUUGACUACAUCGGAGCUGGGAACUCUUGAAUACUGGGAAAAAACUUAUUCUUUAGAAAUCGAAAAUUUUCAGGAUCAUAGUGACGUUGGUGAAGUUUGGUUCGGUACCGACAGUUCCAUUAAAAUUGUCAAAUUCAUAAGCACGAGGCUGAGUCUCUCAAAGGAAUCGGACAGAAUAAUCGAUGUCGGCUGUGGUAACGGCAUGACGCUCGUCGAUUUUGCCAAAGCAGGAUAUGAAAAUCUGAUUGGCGUCGACUACUCGCAAAAAGCCAUUGAUUUAGCGAGAAAAGUCGUGAACGAGGAAGGAUUUCCCACGAUAAAAUUACAAGUUCACGACAUUAUUGCACCUGUCAAUGUUUGCGAGGAUCACGAAUUCCAAUUUAAAUUGGCCCACGAUAAAGGGACUUACGAUGCCAUAAGUCUUCAUCCACAUGAUCCCGGAGAUAAGCGCAAACGGUACAUAAGAAACGUUCACAAAAUAUUAUCCGAUGGUGGCUUCUUUGCCCUCACAUCUUGCAAUUGGACGAAAGACGAGUUAAUAGAGCAUUUCAAAGACUAUUUUCAACUUGUACAUGAACUCCCGUCAAAGACAUUUUCAUUCGGUGGCCAAACGGGAAAUAAAAUUACCCAAUUAAUAUUUGUUAAAAAAUGAUGAAGAUAAGA
Molecule: messenger RNA, 683 nt
Organism: Ceratosolen solmsi marchali
Lineage: Eukaryota; Metazoa; Arthropoda; Insecta; Hymenoptera; Agaonidae
Product: methyltransferase-like protein 10
Exons: 4
Coding region: 1-672 (223 amino acids)
Cellular component (GO): cytoplasm
Molecular function (GO): protein-lysine N-methyltransferase activity
Source: RefSeq, a predicted model, not a curated record